AUGGGAGAACGUAAGGUGAUCAACAAAUACUAUCCACCGGAUUUCGAUCCCUCGUUGAUCCCGCGAGGCAAGAAACCGAAGAAUGAUCAGCAGACGGUGCGAAUGAUGAUGCCGAUGAGCGUCCGCUGCCUCGUGUGCGGAGAGUACCUCUAUCGAGGCAAGAAGUUCAACGCCAAGAAGGAGACAGUGGCGGGGGAGGAGUACCUGGGCAUCAAGAUCUUCCGCUUCUACAUGAAAUGCACGCGAUGCAAGGGCGAAUUUACGAUUAAGACGGAUCCAGAGAGGGCUGACUACAUCGCCGAGCUCAACGUCUCUCGAAACUUCGAACCCUGGCGCAACACCGAGAGCCAGAUCGAGGAGCAGAAGGAGAAGCGCAAGCUCGAGGAGGAGGGCGACGUGAUGAAGCAGCUGGAGAACAAAACGACCGAUUCCAAGGUGGAGCUCGACAUCCUCGACGCCUUGGCCGACAUCAAGAGCUUGAACACGCGCAACGCCAAGCUCGACCUGGACAAGCUGAUCGAGGAGCGCGCCAAGGAGGAUCGGCAGAGGGAGCUCGACGAGGAGGAACACCUCGUGCAGACCCUCUUUCGCAGCGAGCACGUCAAGCGACUCGACGAUGACGGGGACGACGAUGCCGACCCCUUCAGCAGCAGCAGCAAGCCUCUCGACCCCGCCGUAGUGGCCCCUCUGGCUCCCACGCUUCGACCCACGGCAGCACCGCUCGCGCAGGCCGAGGACGCCAAGAAGAAGCGAAAGGCGCCCUUCCCCUUCGUCCCACUCGUGGUCAAGCCCAAGGCCGGAGCGGUGGUGAAGAAGGUCAAGGUGGAGCCACCACCCUCUCCAUCCGUGCCGGCGGCCUCCCGUGGCGUCAAGGUCGAGAACGGCGGCGGCGCCGAUUCCGAGAGCGAUGGCGAAGGCCCGGGCGGCGGACUGUUGGGUCUCGACUACUGA
This is a messenger RNA of Acanthamoeba castellanii str. Neff, 951 nucleotides long. Its product is annotated as Coiled-coil domain containing protein 94, putative. Gene Ontology annotation, biological process: mRNA splicing, via spliceosome. Gene Ontology annotation, cellular component: U2-type catalytic step 1 spliceosome. The transcript has a single exon. Lineage: Eukaryota; Discosea; Longamoebia; Acanthamoebidae. The record is from RefSeq and is a predicted model, not a curated record. The coding region runs from base 1 to 951 and encodes 316 amino acids.